UGUAACACCUCUCUUGCUGUAACCACUCAGUGUGUGCCCUAGUUUUUGCCAUUCCUGAGGUGGUUAUGCUUGGGGUUAGCCAGAAGCUUGAAAGCUGAGGUCACAGUAGAAAGCCUCAAAGGGGUAGAAAGGACUAAAGGUUUGCUACCUGGACCUGGCUUGUGCCAUUUUCUAGAGUUCAAGGGAAUUUGUGUCAAUGGCCUUUAAGGGAAUUUCAUGGCAGCAAGGUGGCCACAUCACUCCUGAUAUCACUUGUUAUUAAUUUCCAGUUCAUUAAAUAGGAAAAAAGUUUAUUCUCUCUUACCACCAUCUCCUCUCUUUCCCUCUCUGUCUCUCUCCCUCUUCCUUUGUCAGAGGGACCAGCUUCUAUGCAAACAGGAAGAGGCAAGAGCAGCCCCUGUGCAGUGUGAAUGAACUCCAGUAACCUCGUCUUCUUUCUCCUCCAUUUAGUUACAGGACCAAGGGCAUCUGGCAGUUGGGAAAGAAGGAGGGGGGAAACAGAAAGGCACAGCCCAUUUCAGGUUCUUACCUAUCCUAAAAGCAGUCACACAUACACUGUUUUCCUCUUGCUGCUUUUGUGGAUGUGGCAGUCUUUGAUGAGGCAGAAACCAAGAGGUGAAGACAAGGGCAAAACCAAAACCUCAGCCUUUGGCAGGCAAGGAAUAAUGGGAGGGAACAUCUGGAUGAGGCAUGUGAACAGGAGAGCAGAUGUCUUGCAAAACAGUUGCUGUUGGGGUGAGGAGAUUUUUUGCAGAGCUUGUAGGUUCCUGGGUGGGAGUGGACACAGUGCAUGCUCUCUUCAUCUGAUGUACAGUCUGGGGGGAAUCCACAGGCUAUGUAGGAAAGAAAGAAAUCCUGUUCUCUAAAGAUCAUAGACAAGGAGUGAGUUAUGGUUGUGUUUUGUGAGGUUUUUUUGUUGGUGGUGGUGGUUUUGGUUGUUGUUGUUUUUUUUUUUAAUGUGGAGCAAAGCAGAGUUACUUUGAGCUGAUUCUACCCUGAAUUAUUGCAUUCUGUGUAGUAGUACAAUUGUACCUUAUGAUCCUAAUACACUUUUCAAACCACUUUGUUCAAUGGAGAGGACUUCCGUUUUGUUUCAGUCCUUUAUUUCUUCUUACCUGAGGUGGGAAUUGGAAUUGGCUUGGAACUUCUGUUGCUGCCAGUGUUUGUUUAUAAUAGCAUAUUCUGUGGAUUGAGAGCAUCUAAGUUGUAUUAGGUUCAGAUGCAGAAAUGUCUGCAGACCUCUUUGCAUUUUGUUUGUAAUAUAAGGUCUAAUUUUGGAAGGAGAAUUGUAUCACUGCCAGUCUCCCAGAACUCACCUUUACGGUGUUUUCCUGUAAUAGCUUGACUUCCCUUUCUUGGUUUGCUUCUAUUCCUAUUAGGCUUGCUGUCUUUAAGAAUAACACCUUUUGUCCUGCUGUAAGUCAUUGUUAUACCUUCCUGGGUCUCCUCCCAGUACUCUUUCAACCAAGUGACACAUUUGUUUCUUUUAAUCUGUUCAGUUGUUUGUCACUUUUUCUGCUGUUCUCAGAACUUUCCCGUGGCAUCCAUACCUGACCUGAGUAGGAGACAGUAUGCUGUGUCUUGAGACCAAAGCUAAAGGAAGUCUUCACCUUGAGAGCUGGACCUACUAGCUGCUCCAGCAUUUAUUGAGAAAUGUGAUGAUGCAGAGGGAAGGAAGAGGAAUGAGCCAACGUGAACUGGAAAUAACCAUUGUUUCUCUGAUACAGCUACAAGUACCAAGUUCCUUGGGAAGGUACUUCCUUUCUGACUUUCAGUAGCAGAGAGAAACUGAAGAGCUAGAGACACCUGUGGCCCCUUGCUUGGCACUUACAAUGCUGCAGCGAUGAAAUUAUCGUGAGCCCUUCCUGUGUGGCCUCCAUGGGUCCCACUCAACUCAGCACACAAGAUCAUGGGAAGAGGGUGGCAAGCGUAUUUGAGAUGGAGGAGGAAGGGCUUUCGCUCUUCCCUGGCUCAGAGAAUCCCCCUGAGCAUGCAGAAAAUCCCCCCCUGAAGCGGAAGAAGGGCCCAGCCCCUAAGAUGCUGGGAAACGAAGUGUGCAGCGUGUGUGGGGACAAGGCCUCCGGCUUCCACUACAACGUGCUGAGCUGUGAAGGCUGCAAGGGCUUCUUCCGCCGCAGCGUCAUCAAGGGUGCGCAGUACGUCUGCAAGAACGGCGGCAAGUGCGAGAUGGACAUGUACAUGCGGCGCAAGUGCCAGGAGUGCCGGCUGCGCAAGUGCCAGGAGGCGGGCAUGCGGGAGCAGUAUGUUCUGUCUGAAGAACAGAUCCGACUGAAGAAAUUGAAGAAGCAGGAAGAUGAUCAGGCUCGGACAGUUGUGGUGCGUCCGAACCCUCCAAAUCCGCCAAGUCCCUCCCACAAACUGACACCUGAACAGUUGACCAUGAUAAAAAAGCUUGUGGCUGCUCAGCAGCAGUGCAACCAGCGCUCGUUCACAGACAGACUCAAAGUGACGCCGUGGCCCCAAGUUCCUGACCCUAAUAACCGUGAAGCAAGGCAGCAGCGUUUUGCUCACUUCACAGAACUUGCAAUUAUCUCUGUGCAAGAAAUUGUGGACUUUGCCAAGCAACUACCUGGCUUCCUGGAGCUGACCAGGGAAGAUCAGAUCGCUUUGUUGAAGACAUCUACCAUAGAGGUGAUGUUGUUGGAGACAUCUCGGCGCUACAAUCCAGAGAUUGAGAGCAUCACCUUUCUUAAGGACCUGAGCUAUAAUCGGGAUGAUUUCGCCAAAGCAGGUCUGCAGCUUGAGUUCAUUAACCCCAUCUUUGAGUUCUCAAAGGGAAUGAAUGAGCUACAGCUCAAUGAUGCUGAAUAUGCACUUUUAAUCGCCAUCAACAUUUUCUCUGCAGACCGACCAAAUGUACAGGACCAGUCCCUGGUGGAGAGACUGCAGCACACCUAUGUGGAAGCCCUUCAUUCUUAUAUUUGCAUCAACAGACCAAAUGACCGCCUGAUGUUUCCACGGAUGUUAAUGAAGCUGGUCAGUCUUCGGACGCUAAGUAGUGUCCACUCUGAACAGGUGUUUGCCCUUCGGCUGCAGGACAAGAAACUCCCUCCCCUGCUCUCAGAAAUCUGGGAUGUGCAUGAGUGACCACCUGCUCCCAGGGCACUGAUAUGCUGACUUAAUGCCAUCUCCCAGCCUUUGCUAACAAGAAGCCAGCCUCCCCUCUCUAGAGCACUGAACUCUAGGCUAGGCAGUGCAGGGAUUGAUGAGCCUGGGGUUUCAAUGUUGUCAUGAGACUGUGUAGGAGGCAGCUGGGGUAGAUCUGAUGGGGGGGGCUGGUUUCAAUGUAGUGCCCAUAUCCCAAAAGAAUAGCAUGAAACAUCUGAAAACGGUAGAAAUGAAGACCUUCCCCCCACACACAGACACCUCUUUCUUCAGAGUCUUUCCCUUCUCUAAGCAUGUCCUGAGGGCCUGCCCACUGAUCCUCUCCUCUCGUUGAUUAUGAAAAGGAAUUUGCAGGAACUUGCCAAACCCUCUCUAUAGAGAGUAACCCAGCUCAAAAGGCUUCUGCAGGGUCACCAGUGUACCUGGAUCUGAGGAGCUCAGGGAAGUCAAUGUGGAUGUUCUAGGGGUUUCACUGGGUUUCCUAUAAAUAAAAUCUAUUGUAUGUGCUGCCCUUUACAGCAAUUCCAAGAGAAGUAGCUGUUAUUUCUUUGAGACUUCAUCUCUAGAGGUGCCCUUUCAUUCUGGCCCUCCUUUGGAAAAAGGAUUCUUCUAAUUUUGUAGUGCCCUUUGUCUAACAGGGAGGCCCUCUGGGUAGGGAACAUUUGUGCAUCAGAAAGAUACCAGGCAUUAAGUAGUGGAUUUCUAAAAUGUAAUACAUCACAGUUUUAUCUCAUGGAGGUUCUCAGCCAGCUCACUUCACCUUUGAUUUGCUAACAGCUGGAAAACUUCAGUUCAAAACACAUCAAAGCAUAGAUUUUAUCUUUAGGCGUGGAAUAGAAGAAAGUGGAAGGGACUGGUACCUAGGCAAGGUAGGUGUGGUGAAAGGAUCUCAAAAACUUCCAAGAAUUUGGAGCAUGUUGUAUGUGUUCCAAGGUGGCUGUGAAGAUGUAUCAGCCAAGGAAUGAGGACACAUUGCAUCUAGUGAAAUAUGUGGGCAUUGCGUAAGGUAUUGGCUGCACAACUCUCAGAUCAUGAGCUGCAGGAAUAUUGAGUGUAAUCAGAUCCACUUGUGUCUUCUUCCUUUUGCCAAAGUCUUUCCAAGGAACUUACUCAAGGUUUUAGUGAUGGUCAUGGGAAAUGGAGGUCCCUCCUGUAUGAGGAGUGCCAGCUGCUUUAGAAGGACACUUGGAUCUUGUAUCCUUUCUUCACUUUGGGCACUGUGAGAUCCACACUGGAUUUAUGCCCCAUAAGUAUUCUAGGAUUUACAGCAAUAUUUUAUCUGACAGAAGAGAACUAUGCUGUUGUAACACAUGUUCCUUAUUUUCCAAGAAACAACAUCUUAUGGCUGAUCUCAGAGAUGUAACCUUAAGUAUCCUGGUAGCUUGGUCUCAUGAGUCUUCUCUGUCAUAGGGGUCUAUGUUGCUUGCCCGGUGAGCAUCCCAAGAGCCUAGGUUCACAUGGCUCAUGUUUGUUUGUUUUUUGGUUUUGUUUUUGGCUGUGUAUCUGAGCGCUAUGCCCGUGGUGAGGGUAUCGUGUCCAUUUUGCACUUGAGGUUGGUCCCCUGCCACUGGCCUUCACUCUGCACCUUUGUAAAGCACUUGUAACAAUCUGUAAAAUAAUCUGUUGUUUUUUAUAACUCAUUGCAAUUGCAAAAAUUCUUGUUUAAAUCUGUAUUUUUAACUAAUCUGUUUGAGAAAUGUUAAUGUUUAUAUAAAAGAAUAAAGCCUAAUACAGGA
Molecule: messenger RNA, 4862 nt
Organism: Apus apus (common swift)
Lineage: Eukaryota; Metazoa; Chordata; Aves; Apodiformes; Apodidae
Gene: NR1H3
Product: nuclear receptor subfamily 1 group H member 3
Exons: 10
Coding region: 1879-3108 (409 amino acids)
Biological process (GO): negative regulation of inflammatory response; positive regulation of transcription by RNA polymerase II; cell differentiation
Molecular function (GO): RNA polymerase II cis-regulatory region sequence-specific DNA binding; nuclear receptor activity; zinc ion binding
Source: RefSeq, a predicted model, not a curated record